UGAGGGGAGGAAACCCUAAGCGCACGCCUGGGGUUGGCGACGCAGGCGAUGCAGCCGAGCAGCAAGGAGAUGCAAGCGACGGUGGGCGGACUCCCCGCUUCCGCCGUCGCUGCUCACAUUGCGCUUCAGGAGCUUCACAACGGCGGAGGCGCCGACCACGACGACUUCCUCGAUCAGAUGAUGUCCGGUCUCGCCCCCGCCUGGCAGAUGGGGCUCGGAGGGUACGAUGAUGCGUCGCUUCUCACGUCGAGGCUCCGGCAGCACCAGGCCGCCGGUGGAGGGAGCCCGCCGCCGACGGGGAAGUCGAUGCUGCUCCAGCUCAACCACCACCAUUACGCUCAUCACGCGUCUCCCCAGCAGCAAUUGCUCCUUCAGUCGAUGGGGCUGCCGCCGGCGGGAGGCGGCGGUGACUCGGGGGGGUUCCUUCCGUUGCCGCUCUCCCUCGGGAGCGGCGGGUCGCGGGAUUCCGGCCUUCUCUUCGACAGAUCUCGAGAGGAAGUCGAUGCGCCCUUCAAAUCCUCUGAUUCCACGGAAGCGGAGGCGCUCUACAACGGAUUGGGGGAAUCGCUGCAGCGAGCGGCUCAGGCGCCGAACCACCACCAGCAUUUCCCUCAUCCCCAGAACCACCGAGGAGCUCCGCCGGCAGCGGCCGGUAGAGGCCAAGUCCCUGCGGCAGCGUCGGGUUCACCAUCCACCGGCGGGGGCGCGGUACCUCCCAGGCCCAGGGUGAGGGCGAGGCGAGGGCAGGCGACGGAUCCACAUAGCAUUGCCGAAAGACUUCGGAGGGAGAGGAUCGCGGAGAGGAUGAAAGCGCUGCAGGAGUUGGUGCCCAACGCCAAUAAGACGGACAAGGCGUCGAUGCUGGACGAGAUCAUCGACUACGUCAAGUUCCUGCAGCUCCAAGUGAAGGCAUUGCCUCUCUCUCUCUCUCUCUCUCUCUCUCUCUCUCUCUCUUUCUCCUGCUACGAUUCGAUACAGUCGAGUCCUGCGUUUAAUACAUGGUGAGAAGCAUCAGGAGGCCGACUGGUCGACACGUGGGUCUCGAAGAACUCCCAUUGGCUGAUGCUUCAUUAAUGACUUCACAUGGUCCGACGUGUGAUUCAUGGGACCACUGCUGCAUGCAUGGUCUCUUUGUCAUACUAGUAGUAUAUGCUACGUUGAUUACUUGGCAGCGUAUGUUAAUGUGAUGGCACGUAGAACUCCGUUCCCGCUGAUAUUAAUUCUCCGCAUGCAUCCGUAAGACGCAGGUGCUGAGCAUGAGCAGGUUGGGCGGAGCAGCGGCGGUUGCGCCGCUCGUGGCUGAUAUGUCAUCGGAGGCCGGGGCGGGACGAGGAGGAGCUGACGGAGCAGCGGCCGACGACGGCCUGACGGCGGCGGAGAACCAGGUGGCGAAGCUGUUGGAGAAGGACAUGGGGUCGGCGAUGCAGUACCUCCAAGGGAAGGGCCUUUGCCUCAUGCCUAUCUCCCUCGCCUCGGCGAUCUCGUCCGCCACCUGCCAUCCCCGGCCUCCCAUUCCUGGCGGUCUCAGCCAUCUCAACCGCCGCACAGCCCCGUCCCCGCAUGCAGCUGGCGAUGCACCCUCAUCGCCCAGCAUGUCCGCGCUGACAGUGCAGUCCACCAACGGCGGCGGCGACGCCGAUGUCUCACGGCCCUCCCGCUGCAAGGACUGAGCCUCCGUCCCUCGAGACAGAUGAAUACGAGAAGGAAGAGAGACCCAAAAUGACGAUGCUUCAAGACGACGUCAAGCAAAAAGCACAAGAGAAUAAGGAUGCUUUUUGGAGUUGCUCGCCCGUAUAUGCCUGGAAUGGGAAUGCAUCGACCUGUCCACUUCAAAGUUCCGUCUUUUUCUGCUUCUUUUCCUUUCCAUCAGCUUUUUUUACCCUUUACUUUCCUGGAUCUGUAUCAGCAUUAUGUUUGCUUUCUUUCCUUCCUGCCAUUGUUUUACAGCC
Molecule: messenger RNA, 1949 nt
Organism: Musa acuminata AAA Group (dessert banana)
Lineage: Eukaryota; Viridiplantae; Streptophyta; Magnoliopsida; Zingiberales; Musaceae
Product: bHLH transcription factor RHL1-like
Exons: 6
Coding region: 49-1005 (318 amino acids)
Biological process (GO): regulation of transcription by RNA polymerase II
Cellular component (GO): nucleus
Molecular function (GO): RNA polymerase II cis-regulatory region sequence-specific DNA binding; DNA-binding transcription factor activity, RNA polymerase II-specific; protein dimerization activity
Source: RefSeq, a predicted model, not a curated record